Helianthus annuus (common sunflower) is the source of this 3882-nucleotide messenger RNA. Its product is annotated as CCR4-NOT transcription complex subunit 1. The record is from RefSeq and is a predicted model, not a curated record. Gene Ontology annotation, cellular component: CCR4-NOT core complex; P-body. The transcript is spliced from 29 exons. Lineage: Eukaryota; Viridiplantae; Streptophyta; Magnoliopsida; Asterales; Asteraceae. Gene Ontology annotation, biological process: nuclear-transcribed mRNA catabolic process, deadenylation-dependent decay. Bases 1 to 3882 code for a protein of 1293 amino acids. Gene Ontology annotation, molecular function: molecular adaptor activity.
AUGACGACAUGCUUGGACCACUUUGAUAUUUAUGAAGACGACUUGGAGAGUACAGAUCUCGAACCAACAAUCGGUUCACUCUUCAGAAAUUUGAUGCGCAAGCAUCACUUUAGUACAGCAUUCUCAGGUCUAAUGAGAGAUAGAUUAGUCACAGAAAAUUUUCUUAACAAUUUAUCAACCGCACUGAAGUUAUCAGUGUGUGAAAAAGUUGGUUUCGGCUUUAAUUUAUUAGAUGCAGAAAACUAUGACAUCAGAACUGAGGGAAGAAAAUUCUGUAUGUCACAGUGUAAGGCACUAUGUAAUAUUCGGGAUAAAUUAGAUACUGUUGAGGCCGAUGUUCAAGAUGUACUCAGCUUUCUUGAACAAUCAGAUGUAUUUUCCAAACUAAUUGAUUCAUUUAAGGUGAUGAUACUACAAGUUUGGUUAAAUGCAAAUUCCCGUUUGAUCUUAGCUGACAAAGUCGAUGAUACAGUGUUAUUGAGCCACAUUAAUUUCCACAUUAAUGUCCCCAAAGAAAUUCCGACGGAAAUGCGUGCUUCGUUCUUCGCGAAAAUGCUAGGCUACUGGAAUCGACUGUCUUACCGUUGUGGAGAACUUCGAGCAGAAGGAUUUCAGCUUCGUGCUGAUGUGGCAUUUUCAAUUUUAAUGUCUUGCUAUAGACUCGCGUGUCAGGCUCCAUUUCCACUUGCUGUUGUUUUGGGCAAUGUAUGGGAGAACAAAGAAUCUCAGUUGUUGUUUCUGAAGCAUGCUGUUUCAUCACCACCUGAAGUAUUCACAUUUGCACAUUGCAAAAAACAACUGGAAUGUGUCGAUCAUGAGUUUCAAGCUGACCAUGCUACUCAACCGUGGUUAUGCCUCGACUUACUCGAGGUGUUAUGUCAGUUAGCUGAAAACGGCCAUACAGCUUCGGUUUGGUCAAUGAUGGAGUUUCCGCUUAAGCACUGCCCUGAAGUGCUUUUACUUGGGAUUGCCCAUGUUAUUACACCAUACAAUCUCCUCCCGCAUGAAGUUGCUAAAUCAGUUCUACCUAUGCUACUUGAAGAUUCUUCCAAGAGUGGAAUAUUACUCCGUGUGUGGGGGGUCAAUCCUUUGUUAUUAUCAAGAGCGUUAAAUCAUGUCCUCGUUUUGGAUCUAGAAAACAUGAACAAAGUUGUGGACUUGUUUCAGGAGUUAGAGAUCCUAUCAUCUGUUCUGGAUCUAGUACCCAUGCAUCUGGGAAUCAAACUGGCGUCUCUUGCUUCUAAGAAAGAAUUCGUAGAUUUGGUGGAGUGGUUGGGCACUAAUUUAAGUGCACAUGAAGAUGAUUUUUAUGAGGAGUGCCUUAGAUUCCUAAAGGAGGUCGAAGAUAACGCUGGUGAUAUCUGGAAUAUAUACAAGGAGACAGCACCUGCAUUUACAAAGGCCCUUAAACGACAAACCGACGUGCUCGCAUCCAAGGAACUUUCCAAGAAAAUGGAAAGUUUGUAUGUGACAUGCAUGCAAGAUGGUUCAAAAAAGGAGAACAUUGAUGAUUUUGAUUCUUCAACAUCCGAGUCAUAUGCAGACCACAUAACGACAAAGGCCCCGUUACCUCAGCCAAUGCAAGAAUCAUCGUCCCCUUCAACCGGAUCUACUUCAAGACAAGGCCCCGUUACCUCAGCCAUGUUUGGUGGUGCAAUAAGCAUAGAUACAUUGCUAGCUGCUUCCGAGGAUAGGGGAACCCCCGUAGAGGUCCCACCAUCGGAAACUCAGGAUAAAAUAAUGUUCCUAAUUAACAAUCUGUCACCUGCUAAUAUUGAAGAAAAGGCAAAAGAAUUUACCGAUAUUCUAGCAGAACGGUAUUAUCCAUGGUUUGCACAGUACUUGGUUAUGAGAAGAGUGGGCAUAGAAGCCAAUUUUCACAGUCAAUAUAUCAACUUUCUUGAAAAAACAAGAUCAAAACAGCUGAACAAUGAGAUUGUUCAAGCUACUUAUGAGAAUUGCAAGGUUCUUUUAAGGUCCGAUCUUAUAAAGUCCAGUGUCGAAGAGCGUAAAUUGCUGAAGAAUCUUGGAAGCUGGCUCGGGAAGCUUACGAUUGGUAGAAACCAACCCUUACUUGCUAAACAUAUCGAUCCAAAAUCUUUAAUCGCAGAGGCUUAUGAAAAGGGUUUAAUGAUUGGAGUGAUUCCGUUUAUCUCCAAGAUUUUGGAAUUAUGCCAAAGCAGUGUAGCAUAUCAACUGCCAAAUCCUUGGACAACGGCUAUUCUUGGUUUACUCGUCGAAGUUUAUUCAAUGCCUAAUCUCAAAGCAAAUCUCACGUUCGAAAUAGAAGUAUUGUUCAAGAAUCUACAUGUAGAUAUAAAGGAAUUCAAGCCAACAACUCUUCUUGAAGAAAAGUCUAGGGUGACCGAAGGAAACCCUGAUUUUUCUCAACCGAAAAUUGUUGAAGUUAAAUCUACAUCGAGAAGUGCGGUAAAUCAGGUUGUAUUACCGGCUGACGUUGCAGGUCCAUCUUAUCAGCCGACCGCACCAGCCUCAAAUAUUCCCGAUUUCAAAUCGGUUCUAAAGACGCAUGUCCUUGGUUUGCUUCCGGUGGCUAUGAAUAAGGCUAUUGAACAACUAGUUUCUACCGUUGUAGAGAGGAGUGUUUCUAUAGCAUCUCAAACAGCAAUUGAGCUUGUGUUAAAGGAGUACAUUAACGACCCGGAUGAGAUCUAUGUUGACAAUGUAUCAAGUUUUAUGGUUGCGUUCCUAGCUGGAAGUCUGUCUUCUGUCACCUGCAAGGAACCAUUGCGUGUUUUGACGUCCACUCAUCUAAGAAACUCCACAAGGGGUUUGAAUGUUCCAACUGAAUUUCUUGAAGAUGCCAUGAAAUGUGUAAUUGAUGAAAACCUUCAUUUGGGUUGGGCAUCAAUUGAAAAGAAUGCAACAGAAAAGGGACUAGCAACAGUAAAAAGGGAAAUCACUCAGCAACUUUCAAUUAGGAAGAAGCAAAAAGAAGAUUCCGAGAGCUUUAUUAACAAAACUGUGGAACCUUCAUAUACUACAGAUGUUGCAUCGUCUCAGGUUUCCGUUUUCCUUGCCGAAUGGUACCAGAUGCGUGCUCACUCUGGUGUAAGUGAUGCAGUUUGUGCUCCUUACGUCCAAGAACUUUAUCAAAACGUGUUGUCAAAAUCUGAUGAUAUGUCAAACCGUUUUUUCGGCAUUCUACUGGAACUCGUUAUAUCACACUAUCGACCUUUUGAGAUCAAUCCAAGCCCUAUGCAAUUUCACCAACAAGACACGUCAUCUUUCCUUGCCAUUGAUAUAUACACAGAUGUUGUCUUUUCGGUCUUGAAGUUUUAUCCUGAUAAUGAAAAGUCAACCAAGUACUCUCUUUUGUUAAAGGUGUUAACGGUUAUGGUGGGAUUCAUAACAAAGGAUGCUAACGAAAGGAAAUCAACAUUCAAUCCCAAGCCAUAUUUUCGGAUAUUCAACAACAUUUUGAAUCGGCUUAAUACAGUGAACUCGGUCAUCCUUGAUGCAGAUUUUCAUGUUUUGGCAGGUCUUGCACAGUCAUUCCAUGCAUUACAGCCCGCAAAAGUUCCUGAAUUUAGCUUUGCAUGGCUUGAGCUGGUGACACUUACAGAUUUCAUGCCAAAACUUCUCAAUCAAGAUAAUCAUCAAGGAUGGCCAUAUUUUAAGUGUCUUGUAAUAGAUGUGUUGCGGUACAUGGAACCCAUUUUAAGGGGUGGUGAAGUUACUGAGCCGGUUCAUGUUCUUUACAAUUACACACGUCGGAUGUUGUUGGUGCUGAGUCAUGAUUUCCCAGAGUUCAUUUGCUGCUAUCGUUCCAGUUUAUACGACAUUAUUCCCCCGCACUGCAUUGAGUUGCGGAAUAUUAUCCUAAGUACAGUGCCCCACAAUAUGAGGACACCAAUUUGA